GCCCAGGCCCCAAAUUCCCCCGGAAGCUCUAAAGUCGGCCGUUCUGACCUCAUUCUCAAACUCCAAAAACCUACCACCACUCCUCGACACCACCAAACGUCUUCUCUCGCCAAAAACCUCAAAAUGGCCUCAAUUGCACGCAGCAUGAGGGCAGUCCGCCCCUCCGCCCUCUCCCAGCUCACCAAGGCCGCUCCCCGCGCCUUUUUCCCCCGUCCCGCGCAGCGCAGCUUCUCUACAACCCCCAGCAGCUUAAUACGCAAGUACACAAAGGACCACGAGUGGAUCGACCUCAACGCCGACAAGAAGACGGGCGUCGUCGGCAUCUCCCAGUACGCCGCCGACGCCCUGGGCGACGUCGUCUACGUCGAGCUCCCCGAGGAGGGCACGGAGGUCGCCCAGGGCGACGCCAUCGGCGCCGUCGAGUCCGUCAAGAGCGCCGCCGACAUCAACGCGCCCAUCAGCUGCAAGGUCACCCAGGUCAACCUCGGCCUCGAGGAGAAGCCCGGCACCAUCAACAAGGUGCCCGAGGACGACUCCCACGGCGGCGGCUGGAUCGCUAAAGUCGAGGUCGACGAGGCGGGCGUCCAGGAGCUCGAGGCCCUCAUGGGCGAGGAGGAGUACAAGGCCUUCACCGCUUCUGAGGAUCACUAGAUUGGAUGGGGAGAAGGGGGGAGAGAGCAAUGGUUUGGUGAGAUAUAGGUAGCCGGCAGUUCAACCGGGCAGAGUGUGUCUGUACUAUACGCCAACGCCAAGCGGGUAUUCACUUUCGGGGUUUGCGGUUCAACAACGUGGUAGCCACCAACAUAGAGCAAAUGAGAGAUUAUGGUCA
Colletotrichum scovillei is the source of this 829-nucleotide messenger RNA. Its product is annotated as glycine cleavage system H protein. The record is from RefSeq and is a predicted model, not a curated record. Gene Ontology annotation, biological process: glycine decarboxylation via glycine cleavage system; protein lipoylation. The coding region runs from base 124 to 651 and encodes 175 amino acids. Gene Ontology annotation, cellular component: glycine cleavage complex; cytoplasm; mitochondrion. The transcript is spliced from 2 exons. NCBI's taxonomy places the organism in Eukaryota, Fungi, Ascomycota, Sordariomycetes, Glomerellales, Glomerellaceae.